UGAAAAAGAGCGAAAACUCAUUUACAAAUGAAUAACCUUCUUAUCGCAUUAAAAUCAAAACUUUAUUUUUUUUUUGAACAGAAAUGAAUCGAUUUACCUCUGAUCAAAUUCGCGAAUACAAUGAUGUGUUUCGUGUUAUGGACAAACAAAACAGAGGUUAUCUAUCCAGUCAUCAGCUGCGCCACACGUUGAAAAUUAUUGGUUACAAUAUAACCGAUAGAUUGUUCGAGGUACAAACAAUUUUAAUUGACGAAGAUGGGAACGGACAAAUCGAAUUCGAUGAAUUUGUUGGUCUCAUUGACAACUUGGAAACAGAGAAAAAAAACACGGAGGAAGCAAGGGCAGCAUUCAACGCAUUUGAUUUUCUUGGCGAGGGAUACAUUGCUGCCAAUGAUAUAAAAGAAGCCCUGACUCAAGUUAUGGAUGAAAGCGAUGAGAAAGAAAUUCAUGCCAUUAUCAAGCAUUUUAGAUUGGAAAAGAAUCGUAAAAUCAGUUUUCCAGAGUUUAGGGAUAUGAUGGUCAUGCCAAGAAAAGAUGAAUGAAAGAAACAUUGUUAAAAAUCUUUGUGUAUAACUUGUCCAAAAAAGUUGAGUUUUAUCUUCAUAUCC
Messenger RNA from Hydractinia symbiolongicarpus, 608 nucleotides. RefSeq lists its product as uncharacterized. Bases 84 to 542 code for a protein of 152 amino acids. The record is from RefSeq and is a predicted model, not a curated record. Lineage: Eukaryota; Metazoa; Cnidaria; Hydrozoa; Anthoathecata; Hydractiniidae. The transcript is spliced from 3 exons. Gene Ontology annotation, molecular function: calcium ion binding.